AUGGCCGGUCUCACCCCCCUCCCCACGCACCGCAUCCACAGCACCACCCGCCUCACACACCAGGAAGCGCACACCUUCCUAUCAAGCUUCCUCGAACGCGCCGACAUCGACGCCGCGUAUCGCCCAGACUCGACGCUGACGGAGCGUGGACCGCAAGCCGUGUCGACGGGCUCGGGUCCGAAUCUGACGCUUCACCAUCUGAAACGUAUCCUGGUGGGCAUUGAGGGCAAGAGAAUAGGAGGAGCAAUCUUAACCGAGGGUGGAGACGAUAACAACCAAGAAACCACCACCUCCGGCAAAGGCACAAAACGAGAACACCAAGAAGAAGAAGAAAGCGCCGACAAAAAGCAAUCAAAGAGAAAAAUCUACAAUGCAGCCGACGACGAUGCCACCAAUGUAAUUGCAGAUGAUAGCGAUGGGCCCGCCAUAGCUGUGCAGCCAGACGAUGGUGAGGCCGGGUGGCAGGAUAAAAAUACUUUUGCGCUGGCGCAGACCGAAGAUAAUCUCGAGGCUACGGCUGACGAUCGCCAUCCUGGAGCGGACCUCGAGCAGCCUACCAAUGAGGCUGAGGAGGAGGAGUUGACUUACGUAGAACAGUCUAUGAACCAAAAAGGCUCCAAGGACAAGGAGGAAAGGAAAAGAUUGAAGAAAUUGCGCCAAAAGCAGGAAAAGGCCAGCAAGGCCGAACAGGCCAGGAAGAAGAGCAGCAAGACGUGA
Messenger RNA from Exophiala dermatitidis NIH/UT8656, 717 nucleotides. RefSeq lists its product as uncharacterized. The coding region runs from base 1 to 717 and encodes 238 amino acids. The transcript has a single exon. The record is from RefSeq and is a predicted model, not a curated record. NCBI's taxonomy places the organism in Eukaryota, Fungi, Ascomycota, Eurotiomycetes, Chaetothyriales, Herpotrichiellaceae.